Neodiprion fabricii is the source of this 15466-nucleotide messenger RNA. RefSeq lists its product as uncharacterized. Gene Ontology annotation, molecular function: DNA-binding transcription factor activity, RNA polymerase II-specific; RNA polymerase II transcription regulatory region sequence-specific DNA binding. Gene Ontology annotation, cellular component: nucleus. The transcript has 8 exons. Gene Ontology annotation, biological process: regulation of transcription by RNA polymerase II. The record is from RefSeq and is a predicted model, not a curated record. Bases 392 to 13717 code for a protein of 4441 amino acids. NCBI's taxonomy places the organism in Eukaryota, Metazoa, Arthropoda, Insecta, Hymenoptera, Diprionidae.
GGUUGCACCAAACAACUACGAGGCGCGUCCCGAGGCUCGCGGUCGGCAGUGAUCGAGUCUCGCCCGGCGGCUGCUCCGCGAUUAUUCCCAGCAUUUCCCACCGAAUCGCGGUGCCUUUUUCUUUCAUUCGUGCGCGUGGUGUGUGCUGUGCGACAAACGAGACUAUCAGCCUCAACUCCGCCCGCCCAGUCCGUGAAAUCUGUGCACGACGUGAUGACCGCAGCGUUUUCAACGCUCUGAGUGCGACGGAACCAGCCGACGACUGACAUCUCAAAGCCACUUCCCGGGAUCAUGGCUGGCACCCAAAGAAGCCCAUGUUCUCCAGUGCGGUGGCUCUGAGGGGGGGCGCCGAGGGCGUCAACCAUCCUUCGGCCCGGGGAGACCCGGGAGCAUGAGGGAACGCACACCCUCCGCCGACGAUUCCCCGCCGAGGGCACCGCCGAUACCGUCGACGCCACCGACGCCACCGAACCCGCCCGUCAUCUCCCCAGAUACAACAUCUGCGAAGUUAUUGGGCAUUGAUCCCGGCAUAACAUUGGGACCGGUGAUCUGUCCCACGACGAGUUUGAAUCGCAGUGUGGUGCCGAAAAACAUGGUAGCGUCGAGUCACAGUCUAGAAGAACUCGGGGUGAGUCACCCGGCAAGUGCGAGCGGCGAUCGAGGAUUGUCCGAAAGCAACAGAACGGCCCAGACGGCGCUGGACAAGCGGAGCAGACUGAGCAACGUUAUAAACAACCUAAGGAAGAAGGUGCCCGAGUCGUCUUCUCAAACCCAAACCCAACAGCAACAGCAACAGCAGCAGCACCAACGUCAAGAAUCACAACAACAGCGUAACGAAAGCGACAGCGAUGGGCGCAAUAGCCUCGAGCGGAAUCUAGAAACCCUUGAAAAGUACGUGAUGACCGUUCUGAACGGCGUGAUAAAGGACGAGGCAGAAGAUGUCGCCGAGGACCGGAUUGAGGAGUCUUCAACGUCGUGUGCCGACGAUGCUAAGGACGACGAAGAGGGCUCGAAGCCGGAAAGAGACGCCGAGGAGGCGUUGGAGGGGGCCAAAAACGAGGCAGUAAACGAUCCCGUCGUUGAAGAAGAGGACUCGGAGAAGAAGCAUUCUAACGAGACCGAAGACGACAGCGAAUCCGAGAAGCUGAUGGACGCGUGCAGGGAGCUGAUGAACGACCUUCUGAACGACAUAAACAACCUGAUCGAGAGAAAAGCGCCGCCGAACCGCGACCCGGACCCGGAAGAUAACCGGGUUCAGAUCGCGUCACCGACGAGUCUUCACUGCAGUCUGCCUCUGGAGAAGGUCGCUCCGAUGCUUCGCUCCUGUCAGGACUACCAGCCCGUCACCUUUUCCCAAUCACCCCAGCGUUCGCCGUCUCGACCUUCGCCACCGAUGGUGCGUCACCUCUGCCUCUACUGCGACAGGAAGUUCCUGUCGAUAUCGCUGCGACAACGGCACGCGGAACGGGUUCAUCAGGUUGGCGGGGCAAGCCGAAGGUCGGAGAGGAACUCGCGGCGGACCGUCCAGACCUGCCAAUACUGCUCCGAGAAGGUCGUCGGUGACGCAUCCGAGACGCCCGAGUCACCCGAGGCUGUACCCUGCGAGAUCAUCGACACCCUGGACGGGCUCUUCAAACACAUGGUGCGGUACCAUCCGGACCGGUAUUACGCCUGCGUUCAGUGCUCGACGCGCUACGCUACCCGUGAAAGCCUUGCGAACCAUGCAACGGAGGCACACAACACCGUUCAGGAGCAAGAAAAGGAGGCGGUUGUGACUAGGGUGAAGGAGCAGCUCGAUGAGACGCUGGAAUCGGUGAAGAAGGAAGCCUUCGCCAGUCCCGGAAGCCCGGAUUUUGAUAGCUCGUUCUACAGCAGUGUGAGUUGCAACAUCAGGGAGAACCUUUUACACCAUCUGGAUGGUAAGCUUCAGGCAAAUUCGACCCUCGUCGUGAUCCCGGUGGUCGAGGUGAAGCCCCAGCAACAGCAGCAGCAGCAGCAGCAGAACUUUUACGAGAGCAACGCCGCCCAGAUACAGCUACCCAUAGACAUAUCGCUGACCGCUGCAACGCCUGUGUACAACAAGGAGUACUCGAACGACGGUAACGAGAACUCGAGCGAGUACGCUCAGCGGCCAGGAAAGACAAGGACCCAUCCGAGGAGGGUGUCCUUUGAGAAGUACAACUUCCCGAGGAAGUACGACGGCAAGGAACCGUGGUCGUGCUCUAUCAAGGACCUCAGCAAGUUCGACAUAUCCACUCAGCUCACACUGAGGAAGAAGCAGCAGCUAUCAGACAGCUCCGUGGGAUUGACGACCGGUGUUAGACAGGAUGGACAAACCGACAUCGAUGUUGGAACUUCGGCCGGUGAAGAGACACCGGUUGGCGAUGCUCACGACGCUCUUGGAACAGCCAGUGUACCCUCCGAGGAAUCAUCGCCAAACUCGCCGCGGUGCUCUGACCUCAAUUUACCCGAAAUCGACUCCAAGACAACUAUGUUUACAUCAGAAUUUGCCAGCUUCAUGAGGCUCAAGAGGUGGGAUGAGGUCGUUAACGGUGAUGCUGAUCACAGGAAAGUCGUCUAUGCCGAGCUCACCGGCGAGUGGUCUAGACCAAGGAUUUAUAUUUGCGGUGCCUGCGCCGAGCGUCACGUGACACUGAAGGAAAUGGAGGAACACAAAUCGUGCACCCAUCCGAACGUGUGGUGUUCGCACUUUGAGUUCGCAGGCGAUCAACGCGACCUUUACAAGCACCUUUUCUUGCCGGGUAAAGGUUCGCCGACGGCGACAGCACGGGCGGCGAUAUCGCCGGAAAAGAUAUGCACAAAGUGUUCGAAGAACUGUAAUACCCUUGCGGAAUUGCACAGGCACAUGCUGGAGUGCGCCGGCGACCAGACCUGGCUUCUCGGGCUUUUUGGUAACGGUAAAAAGAAGUGCAAAUGGCGACCGUUCGGUAGUCGAAGUCGGCGGCGAAGGCAGCGCGGCAUGAAGAGGAACAUCCAGAAUUCCCAGACCCCGAGGGCGAACACCCCCAAGGAUCGACAGGCGAACGGACCCCGCGUCCGUCCCAGUGAUCUUGUUUUGUCAUGCAUGUCCGCAGGAGAAAGUAUUCAGAAAAUGUUGGCCAACCUUCCUCCCAAGAGAGCAUCUAGAAAAGUUCUCAGAGAAGAAAACCUGGCUAGAUCGCGUCGGGAAGCAGCGCAAACCGUACAAACGCGGUCACGACCCCGAAUAUCGACGGAUGUAACAUCGUCGGCGGUUCAGUCGAGGAACAAGACGGUGCUGAAGAAUAAGCUGCUGAAGAACGCUAAAUCCUUCCAGCGCAACAGGACUAGAAUCGACAACAUAGCAGCGGCUAUCGAGAGCGUGGUAACAUGCAGAUUGGCGCAAUCAACGUCCGAGACGAAAUCAACGGUCGAGUCGGUCAAACGAGGCGAUGAGUCGGGAACGAGGAUGGCGAAAAUCCAGGCAAGAAACGUCAUGGCGGUUCUGAGCAAGAAGAAGAACGUCAAGACGAAGGUCAGCACCAUCGCAAACAUGGAGCAUCCCAGAACGAGAGGACGGCCCUUUGGAGCCGUUAGGGUUUCCAGUCGUUCAAAAGUGAACGUGGUUCCGGAAAAACCGGCCUUGAAGAGCGGCAAACCUCCUAACCCGAAGAACCAAGCGCCGCAGCAGCAAGCGGUCGGCGCUAAGCCUCCCAAGAAUUCCGGAGAGGCUGAAGAGGCUGGUGCUAUGGGGCGGAAGAAAAAGGUGAUCGACCCAGUCGCCUCGAUGCAUGCCUCGUUGAAGGCGAAACAGCAGCUCAGAACCAACGACGGAAAAUUCGCGAGGAGUCCGAAUCAUAGUUCCGACGAACUCCCGACCCAGGAACGAUACCCUCGGCGCCACACGAGCAUUCCGCGAUUCGUAAUUCCCAAAUCCAGGAUCAAGGCGACUAAGGAGGUUGGUAAAAAGAAGACCGCAAAGAUAACUGGACGCGUGCCCUCCGAUGGCGACAAGAUGCCGACCCUCGAACCGGCCGUGCCGGUCAGAGACUCCGAACUGUCAGGGCCCGAAGAAGAGCCUGAAAUACCAGGCCGCGGAAACGAGCUUCCAGUCCUUUCGCCCGCCGCCAUUGGCACCGUUCGUCGGACCUCGCGGGCCUCCGACAAAAAGGAUCCGACGACCGAAGAUCACCUUGAUCUUGACGACGUGCUCGAGAAGAGCGUGAUCGAUGUCGCCGAACUGAAGAAUAAGUAUGAGCGAGAAAAUGCUUCGCAACGGAAGGCGGAGAGCGAAAAGAAGGGUGUUCGAGGCCCGCGCAGCAAGCGAAAGACGCAAGUGGCCUUGUCUUCGUUCUCCGCGUCUUCUUCAUCGCUGACGCGGGUUAAAGAGAAAAAGAACUUGCCCAAGAGGAGCGUGAGUGUUCAGGACGGUUACAGGGGUGCGCAAAAGAAGCCGGCACAGACGCUCGUCGAAUCGAAGGAAAUCAAGCAGAACCCAAGGCGAUCAGGGCGCACCUCGUCUACCAGGGAACGACGCGGGAAUGAUGCUGAAACUGCGCAGGUCCAGAAAGCGAUGGAGGCCGUCGAGGAAGGAAGAGAUAAAAACAACACGAACAAGAACCCAACGGAAUAUAAAGAGAGUCCAAGGCGCUCGGAGCGAACAUCGUCUAUCAAGGACCGCAGAGACGAGAUCGAAGGAUCGCGGGACGAACCAUCCACGACGCUAAAGAACCGGGAGAAAGCAGAAGACGCCGGUCAGAAACAGAGUCUAGUGAUGAUCACAAGUCUCAACGGAUGCAAACCGAAUCCAAGACAAUGUGGGCGAACGUCAUCAGCCAAAGAUCAUGGCGAGGAAAUCUACGCGGCUCAAAAUCAACCGAGAUCAUCAAAGAGCCGGGAUAAAGUGACAGAAAUCAGAGAUGACGGAGUCUCUGCCAAGCCGCAGGGAAAAUCGGGGAGAAAAAGCGUCCAAAAAGCGACCGGUGAGAAUCACGCUGUUAAAAAACUCGCUGACCAUGAUCAGCCGAUUUCCGCAAGUGACGCGGAAGGUCCGCAUCUUCAGGGGAAACUGGACCCUGAAGAGGAGGAACACUCGGGACUGCCGAAACGCGGUAGAGGUCUCGGAAAGCGUCGAGGCCGUAUCAAAGCCCCGGAAGUCAUAGAGAAGCACACCGACGAGGACGAAGAGGCCGUGAUAGAGUCCCCGAUCAACUUGAGCCUUGAGCGGCUGCAGCGGGAAUCGAGCAACUCGAACGUCGACAGCGGCAAAGAGAACUCGUCGGAAACUCCGAUUAUGGUUCCAAAACCGCGGGCUGUUCGUCCGAAGAAGACGAAGACCGGGCGGACCGGUCGCGACCGCCCCACGAAGCGCCUCGGCAGCGUCAUCGGGAUCCUGACCGAGGGUGUAAACAUUCCCGUCGAAGCGCAGCAGAGCGUCGUUCUGACAGUGCAAACCGCCUCGGUGAACGCCGAGCCAGCCACUUCCGGAAGCCAGGUGAAACCCGAGAAAGACGCCGUUGUCGAGGACAAAGCCUCCGACGAGGAGAAGGGUCCGGUUGGCGAUGAGGCGCUUUUGGAGCUGGAAACUCGCCGUGGUAUUGAUGCGAUGACUGGCAGCGUAGAAAAGGUGGAAAGCAAGUCUGAUAAACCUCAAGACUCUAACGACCCUGAGAAAAAUCAAGUCGUCCAAGAAGCUGUGCCUUCCGGCUCUUGCGAAACUCAAGCGACGGUGGAACCUCUGAAAAAGUUGGAACCAGUGCCCGGGGAAAAAAUGACGAAUCAAGUUGAGCUUCAAGUGCCGUUCGAACCCUCGAACGAUAUAAUAAUGGAUUUGUCGCGGAGAAAACCGAAGGGUAAGGGUUCGUUCUUGGAAAAAAUCGUCUCGAAAAUAGCGAAGCAGAAGGAUGUUUUGCUCGUCGAGGGUGACGUCGGAUCUCUCCUCGACAACGCCGUCGACGAACUGACGAAUAUACUCGAUGAAGUUGCGCCCAAUCUUACGGAGAGCACGGAAAAUCUUACUACCAGCGUCAACGAUACGCAGGCUCGGAGCGACAAAGCCGCUGGUUUGAGUCUCGCUGAAAAAAGUCAGGGGGAAAGUACUCGGGUUGAAAAGGAAGACGAAGACGUGGUACCGACUUUGAGAGACCAGAGCGAAGCCAUCAAGGUUUGUACCGCAGAUUUCGUGCCCGUUGACGACGUGGGGCCAACUUUAGACGAGGAUCGAUUGAUCACGACAAGUGCCUCUGAUAAUCUAGUUAUCCAUACAUCGAAUGAACCCAAAGCCAAGGAUAACGUGAAGAAGAACGAUGACGUCACGGUGUCGAAGAAACGAGCUAUCGAAACGAGCACGCCAAAGAAAAACAAACGGAAGUCCGUCGACGCCGAGGCGAUCAACGAAGUCGACGAUCUACCAACGGACGAACUCUGCCUUGCUGAUAUAAUGAAGCUUAUACAGAAGCCGAAGACCAACGGAGAGAAGGAAAACGAGACUGUAGCCAGGCCGGGGAAACGAAAAACGGUGAGUGAAAGUGAGCCGCGGACGAAAGGGCGGACCGAGGACCUCGAGAUAUCAGCAACCGAAGACAGCGACUCGAAACGACCGAAGCGAAGAUCCUGCGUGAAGACGUCGCUGAUUGAAGAGCACUUGCCGCUGCUGAUUGACGAUUUGGAAAAAACCUACGACGAUGAUGAAACGUUUACGAAAAAUAUAAACAAAAGAAAAAACCUUCAGGACGAAGAUGCGACUGUGAUUGAGCUCGAGGCUAACCAGGUGCCGAGAUCAAAUUCUGCUCUAAACAACUGUGCCGCGAAGAGGAGAUUGAUAGAAACGAGUCGUCAAAAGACCGACGAUGGUAGUGAAUCAUCGCAGGAACCGGAGAGACGAUCUUCGAAAAGGAAAUCAUCCCUCGCUAAUGAAAAACCGGACACUUGUGCAGAAAAGGACCUCGUAAGUUCGGAGAAUGAUAAACGCGACGAGAACUCUGGAAGCAAGGCUAAAAACAUCAAACGAAUAACUGGAGAGGCUGAGGAAUCCCAGCCGGAUGCGAAGCUCGAAUUCAGCGUCAUCGAAGCUUGCGAGAAAAAGAUAGCAACGAAAAAGAGGAAGUGCAGGAGCAAAUCUGAAGAGAAAUCGAGCAGAGAUGACGAGUCGAAGAUCGAAGAAACGCUGGAAGAGUCCAAAAAGAUGAAGACGUCUCGUUCCACCCCCCAAAAAAUACCCUCGCUCGUCAACGAACAUCUUGACUUAGACGACGAGGACUCGACUGCUCUUUCCGAGGCCGAAACCCCGGCCGAUUCUCUCACCAAGGCGAAGCCCGAGUCCCCGCAAAUCUUUCACCGCCUUCGGACGCUCCGACAGAGGAAUCCAAAGCGGAAAUCCCUCGCCGAGGAUCAUCUGGAACUCUUCGACGACGAGGAGGAAGUGAACACAGAACCGUUCAAAGUACCGGGAGUGGGCGAAGCGCAUCAUUCGCGAACGCGACGGUCUUCGAAAAGGUCACUGAACGUGGCUGACACCGAGGCUUUGAUCGGUUCUGCAAACGGCGAGACGAUUUCGACGAAGAGGAAAUCGUCGGCUGAAUCGUUGAAUUCGAAAGCGGUAGAAGUUGGCCAGGAUUUAGAAACGGCGAUAAUCAACCGGACUCCGAAGUCGAACACACCAAUCGAAACUGAGACUCCAGAUGAAACGGCGAACUCCGAGAAUGCCGAGAGUCUCGAACCAUCCUUGAUUAAGGAGCACCUCGAUCUGUCCGACAAAAACGAGGAGGAAGUGCCGAUCGAUGAUCCCGAGGAAAGCGAUGGGAAGCUCAACGAGUCGAUACUGGUUUCGGAAACGGACGUGACGACAGAAAUAUCAGCGGAAGACGACCAGCUGCAGCAGAUCCCGAAGAAACGAGGAACGGCCAACUUUGCUGUGGGUCACACGAAGAAUGGGGAAAUAUUGAUAGUCGAGAAGAAAAAAAAGCUUACCAAGGAGGCGGCUCGGUUCUUUUGUGAGGUGUGCGCGACGAGUUUCACGCGUAAGAGUUCGCUGAAGAAGCACAACUUGUCUCAGUCGCAUCUCGUCCAGAUCGCGAAGUCGGAAAAAAAUUCUGAGAUCGAAAUUGCCCAAGGCGAAGAAGCGGCGGAGAAGGAGGAUCCCGAGGAUGAGGAUCGAACCCGGGAUUACUGGGGCUCGGAGGAUAGUCUCGACGACGUUGACGAAACGCCGGUUGUCGAUCCAUUGGGUUCGAAUCCCGACGACACGGCGCUUCAUCGGGCACCGAGAAACCCGCUCACGCCGCAGAUAUCCGAAGAGGAAGCCCUAGAGGAGGAACUGCUCGACGAGGAGAUAUGCAAGAUAACGGAAAACAUGACUCACGACGAUUUUGUCCUGACUGAUCACAUCAGCCCGGAACCUGAUACGGCGGUCAGCGUUACCGCGAAGAGCAAAAACCUGAAGAAAGAUGAGCUACCGGCCCUCGACGCGCAGAAAGCGAAAAAGCGCAGGAACCUCGCCGAGGAACAUCUCGACCUUGACUCGCCAAGCCCACAACCGAAGCUCAACAAGGAAACUGAUCUCGAGCCCUCGCCGCCGGAAAGCCCGAUUUUCGGAACAGACACUCCGUGUAAAAGUGUCUCUAGGACGGAAAACUUGUCCCUGGAGUUCCGGAGGCCGGGUUCCGACCCCGAGGAGUCCGAUUUAGCCGAGAAAACGAAGGAAGCAUCGCCGGGCAGUUUGCAGAAGACCGACGGCACGGAUUUACCCGCUGUAAAACAUCCGCUCGUCAGUAUUCCUGUCAAGAUUCAACGAGACGUUCUCGCUUCCUCCAACCUCAACAUUGACGACGAUUCAUCAUCGGAUCGACCGCUGGCCGAGAUUUUAUCUAAGAGCAGGAAUUCCCAACUCUCCGAAGUUUUCAACCAGAAAGUGGAAGAACUCUCCGUGUCUUCAAAGACGAAAAAGUCCACCGACACGCAUCUCGGACUCGUUAACGCCACCGAGAAGCCGAACGGAUCAAAGAGCCGGAAAGCUGCGGCGGAAUUCGAGAGCGACGAGAGCGCAAUCAACACCGAGGUUUCGGUGGAUGUCAGAAAACUGUUAAAAAACCAGGAAGUGAGCGAUUCGAAGCCGGGGGAGAGCCAGCGGGAAGUGAGCCCGUCGAACGAUAAAUUUGAAAAUGAAAAGCCGUCGGUGAGGAAGGUUCACCCUCGAAAAUCGAGGUCGGUGAGACCAAAGCGGAGACGAAACGUGACCCCGAGUUCCGGCAGCGAAUCGAGCGAGGCUGAGAACAUGUCGUCGGAUUCGAGGAACAAGAACAAGAUCGUUAAGAGCGUGUUCGGGCGGGUCUUCGGCGGUGAGAAGUCUGAAAAGGUCCAGGACAAGGUGAAGGAAGUCUUGGACGACUGGGAUUCUCGUUCGGACGACGACGCCAGGAGACGCGGAGCGUCGCUGUCGUCGGAGGACUCGAAAAAGCGGCGGAAUCGCUCUAGGGCGAAAACUAGGGAGGACGAGAAACGCGCGAACGGUGAAUCACGGGUCAGUCGUCGGAGCAAGAAACGGGCCGAAGAGCGGAUAUCCAAGGCUUUCGAGGAGGAGGCAGUCUCCGUCGGCAAUCAGAAUGGCCUCUCCGAAAACGGGCACGAGGAGCUGGUGGAAACGACCAAGGAGGAGCGCGCCGCUAAACCAGGUGUUGACGAGUGGCCCAUCUUUGGCACCAAAUCUGAGAUUUCGGACACCAAACAACCCCUAGGAACCGGUGACGAGCGCAACGUUGUUUCCGAGGCGGAGAAUUCGAUGAACCGGGCAUCGCUUCCGGAAUGGGCGUCGCUACUUCCAUCGCCGUCACCACCCUCGUCACCGGCGCAGAGUAGCGUGGCCCCGAGCAGCGUCAGGAACCGUUCGCCGACUCCGGACCGCAAUUCACAGUCUUCCGAUUCAUCGGAGUCGGAGGACGACGGGCCGCGAUGCAGACUCUCGCCGCUCUAUAUUAGAAACACCCCCGACACGUCGAUGGACAGCGUUGCCUCCGACGCGAAUGGAGAUUUUGUCGCCGAUGAUAAGGCCCAGAAAAAAUUACCGCUCGUCGAUACGCCGGUUGUGAAACUCGCCGAGGAACACCAGGUCGUUACCAUCGCUCCGACCGACGCCCUCGAGGACAACGCCAUCGACGUUCCUCGACCCGCGCUCAUCCAUGCUGCCGCCUCUCUGCAGAAGCCCCGCCAAGUGAAGGUCCUCAAUUGCGACGAGAAGUUGUUCGUCGAGUGCUGCUCAAGGCUUAAAACCUCCGAGAACGAACUCCGGGGCGCCAAGAAAAUACAGCUUGAUCACUCCGAUGCUUACAGAAAAAAAGACACCGUCGAUGGAUCCGGGUUUAGGAGCAUCUGCGACAGGUUCAGAGAUGCAGAGAGUCAGAACAGCCUUGGCAGUCUGCUUGAGUCCGUGAAUCAGCUACUCGGUGAGGAAAGAUACGCGAACAAUGAAAAGGACUACUCGAAACAUGCGACGCACCAUCGGCGAAGUGAGAAUUCUAGUCGCUCCGUAAGCCCGGAUCUCGAAGCGUCCUGCAUCUUGCCCGACAACCUUGGCUACGAGGACAGUCUCGACGUCGCCUUCGAGCAUAACAACAAAUUGCGGGACAAGAUACAACAGCGAAUGCGGGAAAGCGAGAAUCUGAUCGCCAGCUCGUUUCCACGCGAGGCUAACAACCCGACAACCCGUCAUCCUUCUCAUGGCGACUUGAAUUCGCCCCAUGGAGUUGCUCAUCCAGCUUCAACCGUUCACGCGGAUGAACCGAGGAUCGCUUCCUGUGUCGCCAAGGGCCUAGACGAUCAUCAUCAUCAUCAUACCUCAAAAAAUGCUUCCCUUGAAUCCGCAGGCUUCAAGCAAAAGAUGACAUCCACCCUGGGUGGACUUCUUGACAAACUCGCGCUUUCCAAUCUGCUUCACGACACCACCAAACACGAUCACAAUGGUUCGACGCCGAUGACGGUAUUGGCAGAGCUGGCCUGCGCCCGGGCACCGUCGGCAACAAAGAUUGGUGAACUGGAGCCAAAAGUACUGGACAGCAUGCCGACGGAUCGGAAAGAUAUCCCCAUCCGUAGGAUACGGAACCCAAUAAAAGAGUUAUUCGAGCGUAAAAAAGAGCUGAACGAUCGUAACCAAAGCGACAGAACAAGAGCCGUUGUGGUGGCGGUUGCAGCGCUCAAGGAACUGAACGUCCAUCGGCACCGUAACAAGAACACGACGACAGCGAAGAAAGCGAGGAGGCAACAGCGUUCGCAGGAAUUUCCGUUGGUACGGAAAAGUCCCUACAGUGGAAUGGCCGAGAAGAAAAAGCGCAGGGAUAUUUCGUCGGAAAAAAAGGAGCCGCUGGUUAUCCGUAGUGACAAGGUCAAGGACGUCUACGAUUUCGACGACGAGGAGAGCCAGGCGGAAGUCGCGAUGCCCAGCGUCGUCUCGUUCCGGAGCAAAGUCACGCCUCUGGAGGUUGACGUCGCCAGCCUAGCCUCAAAGGCCAUCGUCCAGACCCUCGACAACGGUAAGGAGGCGGACAUCCUGGGCCGCAGACUCGAGUCGAUGAUCGACCGGAAGUUCAAGGAAGUAGAGAAGUCCGCGCCGAAGACCAAAGGCGCUCUCAAAGCCUUCCAGAACGACCGAGGCGCCCCAAAAGACGCCGAGAUCGAUCCCGGGACGAAAAAAGCCAAGGAGCCGAGUGACGUGAAACUGGAAGACCAAGCCGCGGGCCCAAUGGACGAUUUUGUGCAGCGCGGUAAGCAGGGCUCGAAGCGUAACAGUGAGUUUAGGAAGAGGUCGAAGUCCAAAAAACGGGGUAAAACAUCGCGGAAGAAAUCGCGGCCCUCGGCAUGGUACGAAAAUGAUAGUUCGGACGAAUUCAUAACAGCUGCGAAGACCGAGGACGUCGGUGUUGGGAUAUCGAAGAGCCAGAGAACCUGCUCGAAAGGUAAGCAAAAUCUGUUCGCCGAGUUGUCGUCGACCUCGUCAGAGAGCGAGGAGGAGGUAGAGCUUGAUUAUGACUGUGGAUCAACGGAUGUGUUACCCGACGAAAUCGACGCUGCAGAAGAACCGACGCGCGACAAAUCACCCAAUGAUCGUCUUUGUCAGCAAACGGAAGAACACAACACCAGAAAUUAUUCCGAGACAAAGAAAUCCGAGUCUGAAAUGUCCGAUCAUCCGCUCGUUAUCGACGAGAGACGAGAAAGCGACGAAGAGAGCAAUGCCAGAAAUAAUUACGAACCUUCGUUUGAAAUGGAUGACCUUUACAGAGAAGACAGCUCCGACGAGGGAGAUGCUGAGUGCCCCGUGUUCGAGGAGGUGGACAAAGUGGUCGAGGAUAAUUCCGAGGUCCUGCCGAAGUCGAAGUUCCUCAAGGAGGAUGAACUGAUCCCUCUUGAGGAGGCUCUCGAUCUUCUUGACCAACCGGGAACGCUCGAAGAGUCAACGAGUCGGUCUAAGGAUAAAGGAAAGAAAUUUUUAACAGACAGAGAAACCGAGGGGGAUAACAUUAGUGUUGCAAAAGGUGAAGAGCUCGUUGAAAAUUACGCCGGGAGUCCGACGAAUGAGAAAAUCGAUGAGGACGAGACGGUUCAGCUACCAGAGAAACUGCCCGGCAAUGAGAAGCCAGAGAAAGCCUCGGACAAUCUACCGCUUCACGUGUUCCUAAGCAGAAAGGUGCAGGAGUCGAAGAAGCGGAAACAGCAACACCUCAAGAAACUCCAAGAGGAGCAAGAGCGGAUUUUGUUGGAGCUACAGCCGACUAGGAGGCAGAGGAAAUGCGCCAUCGGCAAGCAAGGAUUGCUAGCGGAGAUCAGCAGCUCUUCGUCCGACGAGGGUGGUAGCGGUUUGAGGAAGUAUCACGACAAGGACAGGUCUUCGGAUACGUCGGAGAAACCGCGACGGCAGAAACGCGAGUCGAGGGAAAAGCGGAAGGAAAGAUACAUCGAGAAGAAACACGAGCAGAUAAUAGCCAAGGAGCAGAAGGCGAUACAGGAAGAGAUCCUGCGAGAGCUUGGAAAGAAGAAAGAUGGGAGAACGACCUCGGUAAUGGAUUCCGUAAAGUCAUUCGAGGGCGACGAGUUUGAUCAGGACGAAAUCAAAGAAGGAGCUGAGAGUAAAAUGAGCCCGAAAAAGCAGAAGAAGCAAAAGCCCCAAAGAGCUGGCAGUGUCUUGGGUGAUUCGAUGGAAAAAACUGCGGACACCACCAGAGAGAAAACGUGCAUCAACGAGUCGCCAUCCAAAACAAAGAAGCAGUCGAAACCUGAUCAAAAAUCACCGAAAAAGACGUCGAGCUCGUCUAGCAGGAGCAAAAAACAUUCAACCGGUGGCAAGUCGGCGGCUGAAUUCAACGGCAAGGAAACAAAGGACAGCAAGGAUCGGAGGUCAUCGGGAAUGAAACGGGACUCGACCGACGAAGAGCUGCGUACGACCAAAUCCUGGAACAAGGUUGAGGAAGGUGUUGGCGUCGCCAUCGGCCGCAGGAAACGUGCUGCAGCCAAUCAGCUUUAUUACUGGUCGAGCUCGAGCGACGAGGAAGAGGAAAUCGUCGAAGAGCCUCUGGCCAACGCUGAGGAGGAAGAUGACCGUCAGGAGCAGCACGGCUGGAUUGUCGGCGAUUCUCAUAAGAGAAUGAUAACGAUGCUCGCCAUGGAGAAGCAGCUCAAGGAGAAACGGAGACGCAGUGAGGACGAGUUUGAGCCCAACAAGGCAAAGAAUAAAAAGCACAGGAAUAGCACGUCCUGAUACAAUUACGACGACUGAAUUUCAUUACCAAGCGAAACUGUAGUUUCAUUAACACUAUUAUUAUUGUUAUUAUUAUCAUUAUUUUUUAUUUCUUGUUAGUUUCCGCUCGAAUGUAGAGAACCGAUGUACGGUAACGCAUAAUUAGCUUUUUAUUUUGAUGUGAGUUCGAGUUUUUCUCCUUUUUUUUUUUCUGUACAAUUUCAUUAGCAGCGUUUCGUUACUUUCAAUCAUUGCCAAUGCUCAUACCGCUAGAACGUAUCUUAGGUAAUUUAUAAUAAAAGCUGGUUACAUUGGCCAAUGAAAACGUAACUGCGAAUAAAACGUGGAUAGACUUGUAAGAAACGAAUAAACCCGAAUAAGACAUUUGUUUCCAGUUUGAGGAUAGUGAAAAUAAAUAUAAAAUAUCAAAAAGUGAAUAAGAUAACUUGUAAUAUAUGGCGUGACGGUAAAAUAAAAAAUCUAAAAAAACUCCCUGUACAAUAUGCAACACGUACAUUCAUAUAUACAUACAUACAUGCAUACAUACAUACAUACUUAUAUAAUAUACAUAUAUUCAUUCAGCUGAGAUAUAUUUUACACUGGAUCUUCAUUGAUCUAAAUUACGAAUAUAUAGUGAUUAAAUUUGAGCCAAACACGUUUCAUAACAGAGCAUCAGAGAGAAAGAAUUGUGUUGUAUACAUGUAUACAUAUAUAAAUGCUAUGAAUAUAUCGCUUACAAUUAGACUGAAUGUACGAAACAUUAGUUGGACUUAGCAGACACGUGAAGGCACUUAUAGACAAUACUGCAGAAAUUGGUUUAAUCAUGAUAAAUAACAGGUGUGGUUACUAGUUAGAAAUAUUAUAAAUGUAUGAUAAAUGGAUUAUUUUUGACGGACAGCGCGCAACAGGGGUCCAAUCAACUAUAGCGUUUUGGCCAGCUUUUCGUGAUUGCUACAUAUCGCAACUUGAGUAACAUUUGAAAAAAAAGGAGAGAAAAUAAAAACGGAUUAUACAAAUGAAAACGAGAAUGAUGAAGAAAACGUUAAAAAAAAAAUUAUAUAGAUUUAAGACAUAUACAUACAUAUAUUAUAAAUGUAUGUAUGAAUAGAAAAUAUUACAUGAAAACGAGAAUAAUGAAGAAUACGUUAAAAAAAAGUUAUAUAGAUUUAAGACAUAUACAUACAUGUAUUAUAAAUGUAUGUAUGAACAGAAAAUAUUACAUGAAAAUGAAUAAUGAAGAGAAAGAAAAGUUAGGUCAAUUUCAUUCAGAGAGUACGGGUAUGUGUCUGAAUAUUCCAAAUAAAUGCUUACAUUUAAACCAAUUAUUAUUGAUGCACGAGAAUAUUUAAGGCUUUACUUUCUGUUUGUGUUCAAAUUAAUAGAUCUCACAACGUGGCCACACGUGCCGGGUUAAAUUAUGUUUUCUUAAAUAUAAUUGUUUAUUAUUUCGUUUACUUCGAGCACAUCCUCAAUGGGAUUGUGGAUAAUGAUGGCGGUGAUCGUGGGUAUAGUAACUAUUCAGAUUUUCGUAUUUACAAUUAGUAUAAAAUCACAAUAAGUAUAUGUAUGUAUAACAUGAAGAUAUAUGAUAGACUUUAUUGUAAAUGUACUGCCAUAACCAUAUUAUAAUUAUACGGAAGCCUAUAAUGAUAGUUAAUUCCUGUAAAAAUAAAAUAAUAGCACAAAAACAUUGACAAAAAAAAGAAAAGAACUAAAAGAAAGAAAAAAAAACUAGGUACAUCCGAUGUAAAUAGAGCAUAUUUUCAAUGU